AUGUCGACCCCAACUCCUCCCGGUGGCCAGCGCACUUUGCAGAAGAGAAGACAGGCACAAUCUGCCAAAGAUAAGCAACAGAAACAGACUCCAGCUUCGACGAGACAAGCUGGAUUUGGCGGAUCGUCGAAUAGCAUUCUCAAGCUUUACACUGACGAGGCCAAUGGACUAAGAGUAGACCCAUUGGUGGUUUUGUUUUUGGCGGUCGGGUUCAUUUUCUCGGUCGUGGCCUUGCACGUCGUGGCCAAGAUCACUGGUAAAUUGUUUUAA
Messenger RNA from Lachancea sp. 'fantastica', 270 nucleotides. NCBI's taxonomy places the organism in Eukaryota, Fungi, Ascomycota, Saccharomycetes, Saccharomycetales, Saccharomycetaceae. The record is from the annotation of a GenBank genome assembly.